Molecule: messenger RNA, 417 nt
Organism: Psylliodes chrysocephalus
Lineage: Eukaryota; Metazoa; Arthropoda; Insecta; Coleoptera; Chrysomelidae
Source: the annotation of a GenBank genome assembly
AUGGAGCUUGCUUACGCACAUCAUACCGAUAGACGCAACGGGUACGGAUGGUGCCAACAGGUGCCGACAGGUGCCGACAGGUGCCGACAGAUGCCGACAGAUGCCGACAGAUGCCGACAGAAAAAAUACAUGGAUUUGCCAUCAAUUCCAUCUCAGCCUGAUGAUUCCCUUGGAGAAAAUCAUGAUGAAAAUAUCGAAAAUAUUUGGGAAAGUCCUAUUAUUACUCAAGACCCAGCAGUUCAAGACCAUGCGGUUGAAAAUAUGCCAGUGGAAGAAUUAUCUAGAUACCUCAAAAAUGACAACAUUGUUGUACAUAAAAGGCUAAUAAGUUUUGUUCAGUCGCCUCCUGAUAAUAUUGAUAUCCUGGAAGACAUUUUAGACAAAUCUCCUACAUUUCAUGGGACUGGUUGGUUUUAA